CAACACAACUCAAUCCAAGGCGCGCGCGCGGACUGAGCGGACGCACCGACUGCACUCCGCCACCAAAACAAUAACAAAAUAACACCUUGUGCAUUGUUUUUGAAUAAACACUGACAUAAAACCAAAUGUCUGAACAAAACAUUGAAGACAAAAGACAGUGAUAUUCAUUUUGUGACGUUGGAACACAGUGAUAUAUUUGUGGAAGAUCGUAAAAGUUAACAAAAACAGGAGUUCUAAACUUUCCAAUGAACGCGAGCCAUGUGACCACGGGACCGGCGAAGUAAAAGAGUUGUAAUGUGGGUACUAGCAGCCAUAGUGGCAGCGGUGGCGGCGGCGGCGGCGACGCCAUGCGAAAAGGCGCGCAUACGCUGUGCAUACCGCACGGGCUGCGGCGCCGCACUCAAUAACUACAUGUUGCUAUGCAACGAUGUCCUGGCGGAACCCACCACCAACUGUCCUAAAGCCUGUGAACAUGCCUUGAUAGCUUUAACAUCUACUGAAGAGGGGAAGGAGCUUAUGAACUGUCAGUGUGAGGACGAGUACUGCGUGGAGGCUAAGGAGAGGAUCGAGGUGUGUCGGCCGCAGGUGCUGCAGGGCGCCGCCAACGCCACGGCAUCAUGCCGGUUGUCGCAACUUAUCUGCCUCGCUGACGCGCAGUGCGCCACCGCGCUACGCUACUACGACGAGCUCUGUCGCUCCAUGUACCGGCGAGGCAGGAAGUGCUCCAACAAGUGCCUCAACUCCAUAGACAUCCUCAGGAAACAAGAGAAAGCGGCCGCGCUCGCCGCCUGCCGCUGCGACGGCAACGAAGACUUCGACUGCCCUCGUAUGCAGAGAAACCUUCAGCGACUAUGUUUCCAUAAGAAAACUCAUCCUGGCAAAGACAGGAAACACCACAAAGAGAAAGAAAAGAAAAUUGCCGUUCAAGAAACCGCAUCAGCGGCUAAUAUAGUUUCCGUAUCUGCGUUAAUAGUUACGACGUGUAUACUCCGUAGUUUAAUGCUCAAUUCGUGACAGGAGUUUGAAGAGGUCUACCUCAGAUAUAUUGUAAGUUUACUAUAAGCAGCGAAGUACAAUACUUUGUGUAAAUAUGUACAAUACGAUCAGUAUUCUAAGGUAAAUAUAAGUGAGGGCAUGCAAGGGUAAAUGGUUGUGUGUUUAAUGUUAGUUUAUAGAGACACGAGUGUUGAAAUGUAUGCAAGUUCCGAAGCUGUCGUGAUACAGCGAAUAGUGAACAGUUUGCCGCCCACGGCACGGGUGCGCGGGCGCAGCGCAGCGCGGCGCAGGCGUUGCUAUAAAUACGGCGGCGCCGGUGGUCCGGUGACAAAUGCUGGUCCGUUCCUGAUGUGGCGCCACGCUGAUUGAUGUAACGACUGCCCACUAUCGCAACAAUGCACUGACAAAUUUGCUUAUGCCACGGCUAAUUUGUCUGCGUUAACAAUCAGGGAACGGGGCCUAUUUUACCUUAUAUUAGGUAGUUGGAGCUUUUUCCACUUUUUGAAUCUCCAGAAACUUUUCGUUAAACUCCUUCUUAAACAAACUUUUUAUUAUACUAGUUCUAUUUCCAUAUAAAUAUUACAAAUCGGGACCAAACGGUUAAUAAAUCUUAGAGUUCAUAAACUAAUAGCCACGAAAUACGAUAGCUGUCUCGCGUAAAAGAGUAUCGGAAGAGUUAAUAGCGCCAUAGUGGUUCAGGAAGUGGAUGUUCUAAUGACACAGUCGUGGCUAAUUCUGGUGGCGCGACACUAAUCGCCGCUGAUGUAGGGCUCGGGAACAUCAACCCUGCCUGUUCCUGUCACUCGCGCCGCGCCGACGACUCACUCAUUCCUUCUCACCUACAUCCGUUUGAAACAUCGGACUAAAAAGUAUUUCCGAAGACUCAUUAACAAAUAGCUCGCAUUGCCAAGUUGCGCUGUUAAUUGGACUUCGGAGUACGUGAGAGAUUUAUGUUUUGUAGGCAAAUUAAUGUGCGACUUCUGGACCAUUAAGUGUUUCUUGAAUUUGUUUAAUACAUAAUUAAGCAAGUUAUUCAGAAAAUGAAUAACGAUUCAGUUUCAUCUUACGUCUCUACAAUAACCAUUAACCCAUUUCUCAAGUACGAUUGGUUUCAUAACGUCUCAAUUUCUUACGACUUUGCAAGUGUCAUAAACGACUGUUUAAUUAACUUUUACUCUCAAUAUUCCUGUAAUAAGUGUUUGGUUGGCAAAGCCAGUGAAUGGCGGGUUGCGGUUUUGGUACAAGCACCUCGUAAUGAAGUAGAAACCGGUUCCUGCAUAAACUGCCGACGGAUCCAGAGCACAUUCUGUAAGCAAACGUACGAGUAACUGUAAUAUUGUAGUUUUAUUUACUGCUAAUGGUAAGUAAAUAGCAAGGAGUGUUGUUUGCUAUGAACAUGAAAUGUAAGGAAACUAGUUUGUUUGGCAGGUAUGAUUGUUGAUAUGUCCUUUUGAUGCUUCAAUGUGAAUGUGAGUUUAUAAUCAGUAAGUAUGUGACUAUUUUCGGAAUUAAAAAGCCGUACUAGGCUUGGCUUUUAAGGCUAUGUGCCUGUCUUUACAACAUUUACUUCACAGAAUUCAGGCUAAUUACAUAUCAUCAUCCUUUAGUAUAGUCCUUUAGUAUAUUUUAUCGUCUUUUUCCAGUUUUUUAUUUGUCUGUUGUAAGCAUUGAAGCAACAAUAGUAUGUAGGACUUUACUGGUUCCAUUCUAACAUUGCUGUUAGCUAUGCAAACCUAUGUCAGUAGAAGUAGGCGUGCGUCAGUAAAUCAUAUUACUCCGCAAUGCAUCGCUUGGUAUGCUCGUCGCAGACAAUUGCUUACUAAUGUUUCGUCGCCGAAUCAUGUCUCUAUACAUUAUUCAUACUCACGAUAAUGUGCGGAAUAUGAAUGAACGGGUCUGAGUAACCACUGUUAUUGAGAAAAAAUGCACGCUCACAAAAUUGACCAAGACUGUAAUAAAUUACAAGAAUGGUAAUCUGUAAAUGCAAUGGUGUUUUGAUAGAGGCCUUGUGCUAUGUAAUCAAUGCUGCCAAUUUUGUUAAAUCGUUGGUUGGUAGAUACAUAUUUAAAAUUUAAAAUAGGAAAUUGAGUUUCUAGUAAAAAUAGCAUACAAACUUGUAAGAGAAUAAAUAUUAUAAAUUAUAAUAGUACUUAUAUCUUAAUAUUUUCUAACAAUCAACUUAGGUGUAUUUAUUUAUUAGUUAUAACAUUGCAUUUCAGUGAGGUUUUAAUUUUCCCCAUUUACAAUUAUUAUAUCGUCAUUCUGUGUAGAAUUAGGUAUAUUGAAAUGCAGUAUGUAAGAUUGUGUGUGUCUCUGUGUGUGUGUGUGUGUUGUCAUAGUACAGUUAUAAAACGGAUAAUUUACUAAGAUAUAUUUUUCAUUGCGUCUGAGUUUGAUUAUAGAAAGUAGUCUAAAUUAAGUAAUAUAUAAGGUAAAUAUAAGUACCUACACAAAAGUUAUUGAAACUCAUUUAACCACAGUUUACCAAAGUGAGAUUAUUAGAAUAGUGAACAUUGUAAAUAAAAUUUAAUUCUAUAGUUUGUAUGUUUAAUGUCUUACUUUAUUUUAUAUGGAAAUUCGUACAAAGUAUUUUAGAAUUAAAAUUUAAUAAUUUAUUGAAAUAAUUUACGGAUUUAGUUUGUAAACAUUGUUGUACUUGUUUCGUUUUUUGUAAAAUAAAUAUUUUAGGGAAUUUUAGUUGU
Pectinophora gossypiella (pink bollworm) is the source of this 3698-nucleotide messenger RNA. RefSeq names its product growth arrest-specific protein 1-like. The transcript has 3 exons. NCBI's taxonomy places the organism in Eukaryota, Metazoa, Arthropoda, Insecta, Lepidoptera, Gelechiidae. Gene Ontology annotation, biological process: regulation of cell cycle. Bases 295 to 1014 code for a protein of 239 amino acids. The record is from RefSeq and is a predicted model, not a curated record.